Messenger RNA from Exaiptasia diaphana, 2090 nucleotides. Its product is annotated as STAM-binding protein-like A. The record is from RefSeq and is a predicted model, not a curated record. Gene Ontology annotation, biological process: protein K63-linked deubiquitination. The coding region runs from base 6 to 1310 and encodes 434 amino acids. The transcript is spliced from 11 exons. Gene Ontology annotation, cellular component: membrane; endosome. Gene Ontology annotation, molecular function: protein binding; metal-dependent deubiquitinase activity; K63-linked deubiquitinase activity. NCBI's taxonomy places the organism in Eukaryota, Metazoa, Cnidaria, Anthozoa, Actiniaria, Aiptasiidae.
UCAAAAUGGCGGACGCAGCGAAGCAAGUGUCCAAACCUCCUUCUGAAAGAAUACGCAUUUUGUCAGAUUGUGCAAGUGUUAUUGAAGUAGACAGCAAUGUACCACCAAAAAGAUACUUUAGAUCAGGCAUUGAAAUGGAGAGAAUGGCUAAUGUUUAUUUAGAUGAGAAGAAUUAUGAAAGUGCUUUUAUCCUGUUUACAAAAUUCAUUAUUUUAUUUGUGGAGAARCUGCCUAGUCAUGUUGAAUACAACAAAACAUCACCUCAAGACAAAGCUGCUAACAAAAAGAGAUUAAAGCUUAUCUUUGAAGCUGCUGAGCAAAUCAAGAGAAUAUUGACCAAGAGAUAUGAAGAGGAAUACAAGGARUGGAAAAAACAGGAAGAGAAAAGGAAAGCAGAAGAAGAACUGAAAAAGAAACAAGAAGAAGCCAGAAGAGAACAAGAAAGACAAAAAGCAGAAGCCAUCUUGGUWGAAGAAUUAGAAAGACGAGAGAAUAMUAAAUCUCAAGGCAAAGAUCUCCCAGUACCCCCUAUUAAURCACCAGCAAYCCCCUCAGCUCCUCCUCUACAGUCAACCCUSAUUGGGGAUUUCCCUGCUCCUCCYACACUUGGCUCAGUAGRUGAAAGUACUAUAMAGAAYSAUGARAGUAGUUCUAGAGAUCAUGGGACACCGAAUACAGAUACCACAUACACUGUCACAACUCCAAGCUUAUAUUCUUUGAGCGCUGGCCCACCAACAAUUGACAGGUCAUCAAAGCCUAGUGAUACUACAUUUACAGACGGUGGUCUAAGGAUUAUGCACAUCCCUUCAGGGYUAGCUCGCAUCUUCCUGGACAUUGCAUCUCCCAACACUAGACAGAAUAGGGAAACAUGUGGGAUACUCACUGGGAAACUGAAACACAACAAUUUCCAUAUCACUCAUCUCAUCAUCCCCAAGCAGUCAUCAACGUCGGAUUCUUGUACAACACUAAGUGAAGAAGACCUGUUUGACUACCAAGACAGCCACGAUCUCAUCACACUGGGCUGGAUACAUACCCAUCCUUCACAGACAGCAUUCAUGUCUAGUGUUGACCUACACACACACUGCUCGUACCAGCUAAUGAUGCCAGAGGCCAUUGCUAUUGUGUGCUCUCCUAAAUUCAAUGAAACUGGUGUGUUUUCACUAACCCAAGAAUAUGGAAUGAAGUUCAUAUCGUCCUGUAGAAAGCCCGGGUUUCAUCCUCAUCCGAAAGAGCCUCCCAUCUAUAAGGAAAGUGACCACAUCAAAUGGCAAGAUGGUGCAACCAUUGAAGUAGUUGAUCUACGGAGAUAGGUUCCUUUAUUUUAUUUCGUCUUAUGACGUUAAUAUACAAAUUACUAUUUUUGGUUUACCACGAGUUAUUUUACCACGAGUUAUUUUUAUGUUUCUCGUCUAAAAUUAGCUUAUAUGAACUCAAGGAUGAAUUUGAGUAUUCCAUUACCUCACUUUUGAGAUCUUACUUGUGCAGCCUUAACCUCGAAAGCAUAUGAUAUAUAGAGGAUAUUACAUGGGCGCGUGGURAUACGGAUUUUAUCUACGAGURUUGAAAAGAUCUAUCACGAGUGAGCGUAGCGAUUUUCAACACGAGAUGAUAAAAUKUGUUUCUCCAAGCGACCAUGUAAUAUUCUGUUUACCAUAUAAUUACAUAUGAAAGCAAAUAAUGGCGUAAAAUAGAGUUUUUUCUUACUUCCACUAUAUAGAGAGACCUCGAAUGUGACAUUUUCACUAGUGAAAAUAACAUGUUUCACUAGUGACAGAAACCAGGACAGAUCAGUCUAGKUAKAAUUAAUUAUUUUAAAUCCUUCAAAAUAUACCAAUUAUAUGAUAAAGCACUUUGUGUACAAAGAAUGCAAAAAAAUAUGCUUGAUCGAAACUAAGCUURCACAGAAGAAACUUCGAAACUGAGGUAUUAGCAUAGAGUUUCACUGUGGAAAUUUAUACUAAAAAUUCCUUCCUUUCAAGAGCUCUCGAAGACCGACUUCACUUCUUGAAUGCGAAGAGGAAAAUUAAAAUGAAAAGAAAAAGAUAAAGGAAGAAAGUCAAAGAAGCAAAGAAUAAAAACGAUUAAAGUUG